Messenger RNA from Megalobrama amblycephala (Wuchang bream), 3401 nucleotides. It is a transcript of the gene galnt18a, whose product is annotated as UDP-N-acetyl-alpha-D-galactosamine:polypeptide N-acetylgalactosaminyltransferase 18a. NCBI's taxonomy places the organism in Eukaryota, Metazoa, Chordata, Actinopteri, Cypriniformes, Xenocyprididae. Bases 696 to 2249 code for a protein of 517 amino acids. The record is from RefSeq and is a predicted model, not a curated record. The transcript has 12 exons. Gene Ontology annotation, cellular component: Golgi apparatus.
CAAGUAGGUCAACUAGGUUCUCAUGGAAAGCAAUCAGAUUAAUGCACCGACGUUGCAUGCUCUGCAUCAAGAGGACUAGGGGUUCUGAUUAAGGAAAUUUCACAUUGCUCUUCUGGGCAAGAACCACCAUUGCUAUUGAUAUUCCAGGCAGUGUCUCCUUCCUUCUGUUACAUAGCCGAUAUACCCUAGACCUCUCAUUUUAAAUUACAGCCCAAUAAUAUCUCACUGCAGUGGGGGCUGUGGCAGACAGAACGGAGUGCAUUCUGUCUCAUUGAUCUUAUGCAUAGCUGAGUCAUAGGCUCCAUGCUUAAAUACAUUGCCACAGGAAGUCACGGCUGGAUGUGUCGGUAACCAGGUGGUGCAGAGUACAUUUAUCUUGUUUUAAGGAUAUACAGUGUAAAACAAGGCUAAAUAGCGAUUCAAAAAAUGUAGGUGCUCUCUAAAGCAAUCCGAUUAUUUUAGCAGGUGGAGCGGGAUAUGGUAGAUAAAGACUCAAGGUCUUCGCAUCUCCCAGAAGAUACAGUCUUUCAUUUCCCAAGAAGUCACACUUUGCAGGCAGGACACAUGAGAAAAAGUUUGAUGAUGACAACAGAGGAGAAACCCUGAGGAUUAUAGAGAGACUGGACAGGCUGGAGAGUGUUGUUAACCAGCACAUACAAGAGAAACCAUUAAAAGAUGAAGAUGACACAGCUGACAUGUCCCUCUCAGAUUCUCUUUUUGCACACUGGGGUCAUGACCUCGGCCCAGAGAGCCGCAAAGUGGCCCUGAAGAAGUUUCAGUACUACGGUUACAACGGCUACCUCAGCGACAGGCUCUCUCUAGACAGAGCCAUCCCAGACCUCAGGCCAGACGGGUGCAGAAACAUCUCAUACCCCUCCAGUCUACCACAAGUCAGCAUCAUCUUCAUAUUUAUGAACGAGGCGCUGUCGGUCAUCCUGCGUUCCGUUCAUUCUGUGAUCCAUCGGACGCCCUCCCACUUGCUCAAGGAGAUAAUCCUCGUUGAUGACAACAGCAACAACGCUGAACUGUCGGAAAACCUGCAGAGGUUUGUGGAUGAGACCAACCAGCAGCGUCCCGACUUCAUUAAAGUGGUUCGGCAUGACAAACAGGAGGGCUUGAUUCGCUCUCGGGUCAGUGGCUGGAGAGCUGCGACCGCCCCCAUCGUGGCCCUGUUUGAUGCUCAUGUGGAGUUCAAUGUCGGAUGGGCUGAACCAAUCCUUCACAGAAUCAAAGAGGACAGAACCCGGGUCAUCUCGCCAUCGUUCGACAACAUCAAAUUCGACACGUUUGAGAUCGAAGAGUAUCCGCUCUCAGCUCAAGGGUUCGACUGGGAACUUUGGUGUCGCUAUCUAAACCCUCCCAAAUCCUGGUGGACACAGAAGAAUCAAACUGCACCAAUCAGGAGUCCUGCUCUAAUCGGUUGCUUUGUAGUGGAUAGGGAGUAUUUUGAGGAGAUUGGUCUGCUGGAUGAAGGGAUGGAAGUUUAUGGAGGGGAAAACGUGGAGCUGGGGAUCAGGGUAUGGCUGUGUGGAGGAAGUGUGGAGGUCAUGCCCUGUUCCAGAAUAGCUCAUAUUGAGCGCGCCCACAAGCCCUACACUGAGGACCUGGCAACUCACGUACGCAGGAACGCUCUGAGAGUGGCCGAGGUGUGGAUGGACGAGUUCAAGAGCCACGUUUACAUGGCCUGGAACGUUCCACAACAGGACUCAGGGAUCGAUAUUGGUGAUAUCAGAGAAAGAAAAGCUCUCAGAGAGAGACUCCACUGUCAACCCUUCAGCUGGUUCCUGAAGAAUAUUUAUUCUGAGAUGAGAACCUACACAGACACCAUCGCUUAUGGUGUACUGAGGAACAGCCUGAGGCCAGAUCUGUGUGUGGAUCAAGGUCCCGACUCCGACAACAUUCCCAUCCUGUACAUCUGCCACGGCCUGACGCCUCAGAAUGUGUACUACACAAACUCUCAGCAGUUGCAUGUCGGAAGCUUGAGCCCGACCAUCGACGACGACGAUAACAAGUGCCUGGUGGACGUGAACGGCCGGCCGCGACUGCUAGAAUGCAGCUACGCCAGCAACAAGCACAUGAAGCUCUCCUGGCUCUUUACUCAGGGAGGCUCCAUUCAGAAUAGGAAGUCAAAGCGUUGUUUGGAAUUGGUGGAAAGUGCGGAAGUGGAUCACGGAUAUCAGCUGGCCCUUCAGAAGUGCAGCAAUCAAAAAUGGACGAUUACCAACAUAUUGCCUGGGAAAGUUCUAUAGGCAUGGUGUCUAGAGGACAUAUCACUGGAUAUACAGUAGACUGAGACACUGUAUCCCUUUACACACAUCGCUGUGUCAUCAGCUAGAAGACAGAGAGCUGUUCUCUGUUAUUUAACACUGUAAACAUCUUCAUGUCUUGUGCCAGACCUCAAAGACAUCAUGAAAAGUCUCCUGAAUUUCAUUUUGUCCAAAAGAGAUGAUUGGUUUAGAAAUACUGAUUCUGAAAGGGAUAGUUCUCCAAAAAUGAAAAUUCUUUCAUCAUUUACUCAUCUCAUGUUGUUCAAAACCUGGGGUGCUUUUGCCAAAAUCAUUGUUAGCCAACUAUGGUAACAAGUUCUGUCAUUAUCAGCAUAGUUCAACGAGUCAGUGUUUCCCGAAACCAUAAUUCAAACGAACAACAAAGUUGUGUGGUUGGAAAGGCAGCUCUUGAUUUGUGGUUAGAAGCAUAGUUUAUCAAAAUAAGCAAGUUGAUGUUCAAUACAAUCUAUAUCUUUCGUUUCGAAAAUAUGCAAAUUUCAUUUACAUCUUUUUGUCAAGAGAUUUAAAGCACGUUUUUGAAGAGUGAAUCUGAAAAUAAAUUAAAAUAACUGAGAAUUAAUCCUCAGAUGCCAUGUCCGUAAAAUCUGGCGUUGAUUCAAUCUCAAACGUUUUAAUUAAAAGAAGUUAUUACUCUACCACCUGAGUGACAUCAUUAACCAACGUGGUUGAAUGACAAAUUUGCGACAAUGUGGUUUCGGGAAAAAGACUAGCUAGUUGAUUUCUAGAGUUAUGCCGUUGUAAACCACAAAAGAAGAUAUUUCGAUUAAUGUUGGUUUUGAGCAUUGACAAAAAAAUAACACUCAAAAAAUAAUUUCUCAAAAUAUCUGGUCUUCCGCAGAAGAAUGGCAUACAGGUUUGGAUCGACAUGAGGGUGAGUAAAUGAUGACGGAUUUUUUUUUUUUUUUUGGGCAAACUGUCACUUCAAAUGUUCUGCUGUAUGAUUGUAUCUUGUGUAUUUAAGCAUUUAGUAAUUUAGCUACUGUGUAGCACCAAUUUAAAAUGUUUUUCUUUUUCUCAGGUUCGUUAAUGCUGGCUGUGAUUAUUUGAUGUGGAAAAAGAUGUUUUAUAAAUGUAAAUAAUCUUUCUAAAUAAUAUUAAAGACUUUUAACUCUU